CAGACGCUCUCUUAGGCUGGCACAGCGCGACACGUAAAGAUUUUUGUAGAAAAUUCGCCACGAACGCGUUGAACUCGCAUUUGUACCUUUACAAAACGCUUUAAGUUUAUUUAAGAAAAAACAAUUUUUUUUUUUUUUACUCACUUGAAACAAAUUGAAAAAGUGCGAAAAAUCCUCAAUCGCUUUGAAGCGUAUUGCAUUAGUCGGCGAGUUGAAAGUGCAUUACAAAUUGUGGAACGAAAUUGUGACACUACCCACCACUUCCCCUACCAAUAGUGGUGAAGAGCAGUAGCAAAGUUGUGCGCUCCACAAAAAGCACGUAUAAAAGCAAAAAACAAAAGAGUUCAACUUAUUCCCCAGACUCAUUCUCCAAGCAACUGUGUUGUGCUACGUUUACCUGUGGGUGUUGUUGUUGCAUUACUUGUGGUGGCAUUUGCAUUUCAUUUUCUGUAAUAAAAGUAGAAGAAGUCAGUGAUUUCGAAGGCUAACACCACACUCAUUUGGUCAUUCGUUUGUACGUCAGCUCGUCGAUAUUUCGUUGUGUUCGUUCGUGCGUCUGUGCGUUUGGUUCGGGCGAUCGUUACUUUAUUUGCCUGUUCGCAACAGUUGCUGCGAUCUUUGUGGUGUUGCGCUGGCGCAGUGUAAGUGGAACUCUGCUAGUGAUCGGUAGGACAAAUUUGCCGUAGUGCGCUUUGUACUGAAACGAUCUCUCUUCUUCUGCUUAAAGUAAAGUUACAUUUUGUAGUGAGGUUUGCUCGUCGUGAGCCCCACUUAACCAUUUAACACUGAAAGUUUGUGUGUGACUCGAGUUAUUGCAAUUUCUUACGUUGAAACGUGAAUACCGUUCGUAGAUAGUUGCUGCGGUGAUUGCUGGUGUUAAAACUUCAGCGCAAGAAAAAAUAAAACAAAACCACACACAAUGGCAAAACUUUUAGUAGUUUUAGCCAUUUUAGCUGUGGCUGCUGCGACAGCUUCUGCAGAACGUGUGAGACGUCAGGCCACAACUGAGGAGCCCAAAAAAGAGGAGUCCUUUGAGAAAGAAUUAUGUAAGGACAAGGAUGCCGGUGAAUGGUUCCGUUUGGUCGCUGGUGAGGGCGAUAAUUGUCGUGAUGUUAUUCAGUGUACAUCGUCGGGUUUGCAAGCCAUUCGUUGCCCGGCUGGUUUGUACUUCGAUAUUGAGAAACAGACCUGUGACUGGAAAGAAUCCGUCAAGAACUGCAAAUCGAAGAACAAAGAGCGACGUGUCAAACCUUUGCUCCACACAGACGAGCCACUCUGCCAGGAUGGCUUCUUGGCUUGUGGUGAUGGUAACUGCAUUGAGCGCGGCCUCUUCUGUAACGGCGAGAAGGAUUGCUCAGAUGGUUCUGAUGAGAACACUUGUGAUAUCGAUAACGAUCCCAAUCGCGCACCACCCUGCGACCCCACUGUGUGCGUAUUGCCCGACUGUUUCUGCUCGGAGGAUGGCACCUCAAUUCCCGGUGAUUUGCCUGCCAAGGAUGUGCCCAUGAUGAUUACCAUCACAUUCGACGAUGCCAUCAACAACAACAACAUCGACUUGUACAAGGAAAUCUUCAAGGGACGCAAGAAUCCCAACGGUUGCGACAUCAAGGCCACCUACUUCAUUUCACACAAAUACACUAACUACUCAGCGGUGCAGGAAACUGCGCGCAAGGGCCACGAAAUCGCUGUGCACUCCAUAACUCACAACGAUGAGGAGCGCUUCUGGUCGAACGCCACCGUCGAUGACUGGGCUAAAGAAAUGGCUGGCAUGCGUAUCAUCAUCGAGAAAUACGCCAACAUAACCGACAACUCAGUGGUGGGUGUACGCGCUCCAUACCUACGUGUCGGCGGCAACAAUCAAUUCACAAUGAUGGAAGAGCAAGCUUUCCUCUAUGACUCCACAAUCACUGCACCGCUCUCGAAUCCACCACUCUGGCCAUACACCAUGUACUUCCGCAUGCCACAUCGUUGCCAUGGUAAUCUGCAGAGCUGCCCAACCCGUUCGCACGCUGUGUGGGAAAUGGUCAUGAAUGAGCUGGAUCGUCGUGAGGACCCGGCCAACGAUGAAUACCUGCCCGGUUGCGCUAUGGUGGACUCGUGCUCAAAUAUUUUAACUGGCGAUCAAUUCUAUAACUUCCUUAAUCACAAUUUCGACCGUCACUACGAUCAAAAUCGUGCACCAUUAGGCUUGUAUUUCCACGCAGCUUGGCUGAAGAACAAUCCCGAAUUCUUGGAUGCCUUCCUGUAUUGGAUCGAUGAGAUCUUGGCCAAUCACAAUGACGUGUAUUUCGUGACAAUGACACAGGUCAUCCAAUGGAUGCAAAAUCCUCGCACUAUCAGCGAAGCCAAGAACUUCGAGCCAUGGAGGGAGAAGUGCGUUGUCGAGGGCAAGCCAGCCUGCUGGGUGCCUAGCACCUGCAAACUGACCUCCAAGGAAAUCCCCGGCGAGACCGUCAACUUGCAGACAUGUGUGCGAUGCCCGAAUAACUACCCAUGGGUGAAUGACCCAACCGGUGAUGGUUUCUUCUAAGUCAGCGCGCUCACCUGUAAAUGCACCACAAUGCGUAUACAUUUUUAUUUGUUUUUAUUUUUGUUUAAGUAUUCUAACUUUGCUAAAGAGUUGUGCUUUAGCGCUUAAUUUUAUACUCUUUUCUCUCUUAAAUUUUCCUUUUCCAGCUCUGCUCUUUCAUCUUCUACUGCCUUUCCUUUGUACUUCUUUUAUUUAUCCUAUUAAUAUAUGUAUGUUUCUUUUCUUAUCAUUUGUAAAUAUUUUUACCGUUAAUUGCCGCUCAAACAAAACUAAGCUAAACAUUUCUGAAAAAUCUACAUUAAUUAUAGUUUUUUUUUUUUGUUAAUGCCACAAUCAAUUUUUUUUUUUUCGUUUGCUUUAAGUUAUCUUUAUUUUCACUGCCUCAAUCAAUUAUCUUUGCUCUAAUUAUGCAAGACUUUUAUUAUUUGACCGACCUUUGAGCUGCUAAAUAAUUAAUGGCAACUAUUUACACACUCUGAUAUUCGGGCCACACAUAAAUAUUUGGCGCUCAAGGUCGUUGCUGUGUUAAUUUUAAAGUUACGUAAAUUGAACUAAAUAUGUACACACAAAGAAACACUAAAAAACACAAGAAGAAGAAGAAUAAGAAGAAGC
Molecule: messenger RNA, 3142 nt
Organism: Anastrepha ludens (Mexican fruit fly)
Lineage: Eukaryota; Metazoa; Arthropoda; Insecta; Diptera; Tephritidae
Gene: serp
Product: chitin deacetylase 1
Exons: 5
Coding region: 920-2530 (536 amino acids)
Biological process (GO): carbohydrate metabolic process
Cellular component (GO): extracellular region
Molecular function (GO): chitin binding; hydrolase activity, acting on carbon-nitrogen (but not peptide) bonds; protein binding
Source: RefSeq, a predicted model, not a curated record